Molecule: messenger RNA, 1703 nt
Organism: Tarenaya hassleriana
Lineage: Eukaryota; Viridiplantae; Streptophyta; Magnoliopsida; Brassicales; Cleomaceae
Product: heptahelical transmembrane protein 2-like
Exons: 4
Coding region: 177-1274 (365 amino acids)
Biological process (GO): response to hormone
Cellular component (GO): membrane
Molecular function (GO): signaling receptor activity
Source: RefSeq, a predicted model, not a curated record
AUAUAUAUAUAUGUGUACAUGUAGGAGAAGAAACGACGAGGAUCAACGAAAAGCGAAGAGCGAAUUCGUCGGAAAGGUUACCGGAGAUUGAAUUUCUCAUUUUCUCCGGCGAGCUCCGACAGAGAGAGAGAGAGACCUUAGGUGGAUUCGGAUUCAGAAUAAUCAGAAUUAGAAUCAUGCAGCGAAGGAGAGGGACGAGGAGAUCCCCGGCGAUGAAGAUGGCGACGACCGAUGCGAAGCUCGAUAACGGAGACCAGGUGAAGAAGACGACGAGAUGUGAACGGAGAUUGUUGAAGUUCGAGGAGUUGCCGAGGUAUCUGAAGGACAACGAGUUCAUAAUUGACCAUUACCGAUGCGAAUGGUCUCUCCGAGAUACCUUCCUCAGCAUCUUCUCCUUGCACAACGAGACGCUCAACAUUUGGACGCACCUGGGAGGAUUUCUGAUAUUCGUUGCGAUGACGGUGGUGAGUUCCAUGGAGACGACGGAGCUCGGCCUCGCCGGAAUCAUCAACGGCUUCUCCGGAGCUGUGAUUCGCUGGCCGUCUAUGUUAACGGGGAAUGACGUUUACCUCUCCAGCAACGAUACUCUGCUCCAUGACUCGAGCCUUAAUCACACCCUACACAACUCUCUCUUCUAUCCUAACGGAGAAGUUGGUCAAGAAACUGUUCCGAAAUGGCCAUGGUUCGUGUUCUUAGGUGGAGCAAUGGGUUGUUUGAUCUGCAGCUCCCUCUCUCACCUCUUUGCUUGCCACUCCAAACGUUUCAACCUCUUCUUUUGGCGCUUGGACUAUGCCGGGAUCUCCCUCAUGAUAGUCUGCUCAUUCUUCGCCCCUAUCUACUACGCCUUCUCCUGCCACCCUUAUUGGCGCCUCCUCUACCUCUCCUCCAUCUCCACCCUCGGUCUCCUCGCCAUCAUCACUCUCCUCGCUCCAGCUCUCUCAGCUCCUCGCUUUAGAUCGUUCAGAGCAGCGAUUUUCCUCACAAUGGGAUUCUCGGGCGUGAUCCCGGCCACACAUGUGCUUUUCCUUCACUGGGAUCACCCCAGUGUGGUCGUUGCCCUUGGUUACGAGCUCAUUAUGGCCAUAUCAUACGCUUUAGGGGCAGCAUUCUACGUGACUCGGGUACCAGAGAGAUGGAAGCCCGGAACUUUUGAUAUCGCUGGACACAGCCAUCAGAUUUUCCACGUGUUUGUGGUCUUAGGAGCUCUUGCUCAUAGUGUGGCCACCCUUCUUAUCAUGGAUUUUCACCGGUCAUCGUCCUCUUGUGCCUUUUAGCCAAUACCCUAAUAAACAUUAGCCAUCUUCAUCAUAACCUAGUUCAUCCCUAUUUGUUUGUACCUUGUAGCUCUUUUUUGCAUUUGUACCACAAAAGCAGCAAGUAAAGGUGCAGCCUUUGUUUUAUUCGGUGGAAGGAAAACAUUGCAGGUCUCGUUGGAAACUUCAGGAAUCAUUCACUCGGUGGCCGUUCAUCCAUCCAUCCAUCCAUCCAUCCAUCCUGGAAGCGCAAGUUAACGUUUCUUUAUUUUGGAAAUCUUGAUCUUCUCUUGAAAAUUUUAGUUUCUCUCUAGUCUCUAGCAAACAUGGAGGCAACAAACCAUCAUUCUAGAGAAUGUGGUUUAUAGUUGAAUGUGUAAUUUGAGAUGUUCUUGAGGUUUUAGCUUGUAUUCACUUAGAUGUAUAUAUUAAUAAAUUGAGAAUUUCAUA